Messenger RNA from Fusarium proliferatum ET1, 2211 nucleotides. RefSeq lists its product as uncharacterized. The record is from RefSeq and is a predicted model, not a curated record. Lineage: Eukaryota; Fungi; Ascomycota; Sordariomycetes; Hypocreales; Nectriaceae. The transcript is spliced from 2 exons. Gene Ontology annotation, biological process: protein phosphorylation; intracellular monoatomic cation homeostasis; intracellular signal transduction. The coding region runs from base 1 to 2211 and encodes 736 amino acids. Gene Ontology annotation, molecular function: protein serine/threonine kinase activity; ATP binding.
AUGGCGGCACUCUCGGCCCCAAGGGCCAUGGUAGCACCCCACCAGCACCAACCACAGGGACCCUCCACCCUCGUCACAGAUAAAAGUACCUCAUCCUCUACCUUUCGCCCAAACCAGUUCCAGUCCCUAUCGUCGCCUCGCGAAUAUAGUACCGACCUUACUGAAUCAAUUGUCCUAGAAGAAGGUGGUGAAUCUGGAAGCGAAUCCGCCGCCGAACCCGUUACACCUAUUAGUGGUCGCCAGUCCCAGGACUUCACCCUUCAGAGCCAGGACCUGCAGGACCUCCAAAAUCUGCAGUCUUACCAGACAGCUUCAGCCACAUCUUCAGGAGUUGUACCUAUCGCGAUCCCCAACUCGGCCAACCCCAACAAAGGAACAUAUAUAUCACAAUCCGUAAAUAACAGCCGCCCUCCUACUACCUACGAACCAAGUACUCCCAGAGCAACAGAACCUGAGCCAGGCAGUUCUCUCACCCGUCAGUCAACCCGAGGUUCCAUCUCCACCUCGAGUUUCAAGCGCACCAUGUCGAGCUUCUUCCGCCGAUCUAAUUCCCAUGUUAAAAACGAUUACAUACCUUCGGAAUCUGCAACACCCUCCGUCGUGUCCGCACCAACGGAGCCUCAAACAAAUGGCCAACCACGUGCUGCAGCUCGCCGUCGUUUCUCCAUGAACCGCUCUUCUGCAACUACUCGUUCCAACUCACCCCCUUCGCCUAGCGACAAUGGAUUGGAAAUGGCUCCCGCACACCGCGAGCGUGCCUCUGACAAGUCUCUUCCCAGCCAAGGAGAUUUCAAGAAGAACCGUGCAUCGACUGGUCUGACUCUGCGUGGCCGAGCAAUUAACUUCGUUGGCGCUCACAACCCCAGCCGAGGAACCGGACAUAAGCGUCCUGAAUACUCCCGCAGAGCCAGCAGCUAUGACGGUAGCCGGCCUAGCACCCCUCUCCCACCUCCUGCGGAAGGCGACGAGACAAUGUAUCCACCUGAACGAAGUGUCUGGCCUCUACCACCAGACUCCGGUACCGGUGCCAAGGCUCGACGCAUGAGUUUGAGCCUUCCUGAUGAUUUCGCUGUGGACGUAGCUGAGCUACAGAACGAAUUCGAAUACCAGCGCAAGUUCCUCGGCCGUCAUGGCAAGCAUCUUGGCAAGGGAGCGGCUUCUAAGGUUACCCUCAUGAUGCGAAAAGGUUACUCAGAAGAGCUCUACGCCGUCAAGGAGUUCCGCGGCAAAUCGCAUCGGGAAAGCCAACAGGACUACGAGAACAAGAUCAAGUCAGAGUUCAGCAUUGCGAAGAGCUUACAUCACCCCAAUAUUGUCGAGACUUUCCGCCUAUGUACCGAUCACGGGCGAUGGAACCAUGUCAUGGAAUAUUGCUCGGAAGGUGAUCUUUUCAGCUUGGUCUCCAAGGGUCAUCUCAAAGGCGAUGACCGGAAGAAGGACCGCAUGUGUCUCUUCAAGCAGCUUAUUCAAGGUGUCCAUUACUUGCAUGCCAAUGGCAUUGCCCAUCGUGACAUCAAGCUUGAGAAUCUUCUGAUCACCAAGGACAGUAAGCUCAAGAUUACCGAUUUUGGUGUAUCGGAAGUUUUCUGUGGUACUCACCCCGGUCUUCGUGAAGCUGGUGGACAAUGCGGCCGUAACAUGAGCGGCGAGAUCCGACUUUGCUCACCUGGCAUUUGUGGAAGUGAGCCUUACAUCGCUCCCGAGGUCCUCGCCAAGAAGGAAAGCUACGACCCUCGAUCACUCGAUGUGUGGAGUUCUGCGAUUGUCAUGAUUUAUCUCACCUUUGGCGGCGCCAUCUGGUCCCGCGCUGUCCCAGGAGAACUCCAUUAUGAUAAGCUUGUCAAGGGCUGGGAAACAUGGUAUGGAAAGCACCCAGAGCCCGACGCCACUAUCUCUGAUACGGAUUACCCCAAAUGCUACGCCCUCGAUGUGGGCAUGUCCCCACCUGCUCUCCGCCGUCUUGUGCUACAGAUGUUGAACCCUGAUCCGCAAAAGCGUAUCAGCAUCGAGGACGUCAUCCAUAACCGCUGGCUGAAGAAUGUCGAGUGCUGCCAGCUGGAGUCCUACGAUGACCCCGCUCUUCUCAUUGAUGCGACCAAGAAGGACAACACAGCAAACGGCAACAAAAAGAUCUUUUGCCACAACCAUCUACCCCCGAAGGGCACUGGCUCACACUCGUUGGGCAAGAUGCCAGGCCAGCCGGGCUACUAG